This is a messenger RNA of Numida meleagris (helmeted guineafowl), 6937 nucleotides long. RefSeq names its product ELAV like RNA binding protein 1 (gene ELAVL1). The transcript is spliced from 6 exons. Gene Ontology annotation, cellular component: ribonucleoprotein complex. The coding region runs from base 13 to 1107 and encodes 364 amino acids. Gene Ontology annotation, molecular function: RNA binding. The record is from RefSeq and is a predicted model, not a curated record. NCBI's taxonomy places the organism in Eukaryota, Metazoa, Chordata, Aves, Galliformes, Numididae.
AUACAUUAUAAGAUGUCUAAUGGUUAUGAAGAUCACAUGGCUGAAGAUUGCAGAGAUGACAUCGGCAGAACAAAUCUCAUUGUGAACUACCUCCCCCAGAACAUGACGCAAGAUGAGUUACGGAGUCUAUUUAGCAGUAUUGGCGAAGUCGAAUCUGCAAAGCUUAUCCGGGACAAAGUUGCAGGACACAGCUUAGGCUAUGGUUUUGUGAACUACGUUACUGCAAAAGAUGCGGAAAGAGCAAUAAACACACUGAACGGCCUCCGACUGCAGUCAAAGACCAUCAAGGUUUCCUAUGCUCGUCCAAGUUCCGAAGUUAUCAAGGACGCUAAUUUAUAUAUUAGUGGGCUCCCGAGGUCGAUGACACAGAAGGAUGUAGAAGAUAUGUUCUCACGCUUCGGGCGCAUCAUCAAUUCCCGUGUGCUCGUGGAUCAAACCACAGGUUUGUCCAGAGGGGUCGCAUUUAUCCGGUUUGACAAAAGGUCAGAAGCAGAAGAGGCAAUUACAAAUUUCAAUGGUCACAAACCCCCAGGUUCCUCCGAACCCAUCACGGUGAAGUUUGCAGCCAACCCCAACCAGAACAAAAACGUGGCACUGUUGUCGCAGCUGUGUCAUUCCCCAGCGAGGCGGUUCGGAGGGCCGGUGCAUCACCAGGCGCAGCGAUUCAGGUCAGCAGAGAAUCAGGAUCUGCCACCGCCAUGUCCUUGGCAGAGAGCAGCACGUGUACCGCAUUUAAGUGGUUUGCAUAUCACCAGUGGUACACCACAGUUUGGGAACCCCUGGUUCUCUCCUAUGGGUGUAGAUCACAUGAGUGGGCUUUCUGGUGUAAAUGUUCCAGGAAACGCAUCUUCUGGCUGGUGUAUCUUCAUCUACAACCUUGGUCAAGAUGCUGAUGAGGGAAUCCUCUGGCAGAUGUUUGGCCCCUUUGGUGCGGUUACCAAUGUGAAAGUUAUUCGGGAUUUCAACACCAACAAGUGCAAAGGUUUUGGUUUUGUGACCAUGACAAACUAUGAAGAAGCUGCAAUGGCCAUAGCAAGUCUUAAUGGCUACCGCCUGGGGGACAAAAUCUUACAGGUUUCCUUCAAAACCAACAAGUCCCACAAAUAACUUGCUCGUGCUUUUUGUAUGGAAUAGAUAAUGGAGUGACAGAAGUUGAAACAUUUUUGUUAGUGUAAAACUCAUUUUGCGCCAAUUUUCACAAGUGUUUGUCUUAGUCUAAAUGAGAAGUGGAAAAGGUUUUAUAUUCUGGGAUGCAACUGACAUGUUCAAAUGUUUGAAAUCCCACAAUGUUAGACCAAUUUUAAGUUGCUUUAAGUUAUUUCAUUUAAAACAUGUUAAAAAAAAAAAAAAAGAUGAUAAUAAUAGUCCCCUGAAAUCUGAAGUAGAUUGCAUUUAACUAGACCCUCUGGAUGGUGGUAAAAUUGAAGCAUGCUUUCACUUAUGAGACUAACAUUUGUUCCAUUGAAUGUUGUCUGCAAAAACUGGAAUCUCUUCUAAAAACUACCAGGCUGAAUUAAUGGAUUUGCUUGUUUCUCAUGUUGUUGUUUUUCUCACCCAUUCUCCUGACCCCCCUCCCCCCCAGACUCGCUAGUAUGGAAGAAAAGUUGAGAAAUACUAAUGUUUUAGUUGACAGUCAAUUUGUUUUGCCGAUUAAUAUUCAUUGCUACAUGUCGUUGAGGAUUACGCUUUAUAAAGUCGAGGUCUUGUAAGUAGUAGCAUGCCAGCAUAACUUUUAACACCAUUGGUGAGGUAAGUUGCACACCGAGCAGUGGCCACGUUGUCAAAUUGAAAGGUUUUAGCAACAUUUACUUUUAAAGCCCAACAUUUUUAAUAGGAACGGACCAAAGAGUUUCAAAGAAACUCCGGGAAGAUUUCAGAGUCAAAAUGAAACUCCAAAAAAAGUGUGAAUAUGUGUCGCUACGUUAUCAAACUGAAUCUCUUCUGUCCAGAUAUUUAAUGCAUGGUGCACUACUUACUGGUACAUUAUAACGCAGCAAGAUACUCGUUUUCAAAGAUCAUUAUAGUCUGAAUUCCUUUGGUAGUUCUAUUUUGUAAAGAAAAACAAAAAUUUGUAAACAUUUGAGCAUUGUAUUUCUCGCAUCCCUUCUAAUGAGUGCUAGAUUUUUCUAUUUUAAUAGGAUUUUGUUUUGACAACUAGCUUUACUUAUUGAACACUCAGCAGAAAAGUACUUAACGACUUGCAAGUUAGAUAUUAACAAAGAAAACCCUUUGAUUUGUAGAUUUAAAGAUUAAUCCCCCAAGUUUUCUGCAGACUGCCUUGAAACUUUGAGUUGUUCUGUUUCUGUUAAUUUUCUUUUGCUUUUUUGUGUUUUUUGUUUGUUUUUACUUUUGCAUUUAAGAACAUUAAAUUUGAUUUUGUUUUGCUCAAAUUUUGUUUUGUUUUUUAUUUUCUGUUAUUUUUUUGCUUAAGUAUUGCACAAAACGUCCAGCUUUCAAGAGAGUGUUGUUUUAUAAAGAGCGUAGUUCCUCUUAAAGAGUCUUAAUUUCGUCCUUUGACAGAUGAGUAGAAGGAAAAGGGAUGUGAAACGAGAGCACUGCAGUACAUCUAUCACAUAGAACCCAUGUUCCACGGGCUGAUGUAACCCUGCGGUGCUCUUUGGUAGAAGGAUUGUCAGGUGCAGGCCGUGUAAGGAUGCUGUGCGUGGCUAGAGUCGUGCUCUGUGCAACCUCCAGGUAGGUUCAGUCGCCAAAAAUGAGGGCAAAUGGGAAAAGUGGAUUGGUUCUAUUGCAGUGUCUCCUUUUUGCGUGAUCCUCUGCCAGUCCCAAAGCUGCGUUCCCGUGCCAGGGGCUGACCCUGGCUGCCUGCAGCGCUGCCAUCCCCAGCUGACCGUGCCUUGCAUCGGGAGAACCUCACUUUCCUUCUUGCAGGACUCGUGGUCUUGCACCGCCCCAGGAAACCUGUGCUUUCAUCUCUGCACGCCACAGCCCGAGAGCAGCUGAACUCGCUGCCCAGCUUUGUUACUCGCCCUCAGCUCUGCCUAGGAGCUGCUGCUGCUGAUAGUUCUGGGAAUGUGGAUAGGCCUUGACUCAGUGAGCAUCCUCCUGCUGCCUUUGUGUGCAGUGAACUGAAGCGGUGCUGUGUCCUUAGCAUGUUCUGCCUCGCCAGACCUGCCCGUCCUGCUCGCUCUCUUCUUCUGGGAAGCCCAGUGUGGGGUAUGGAAGCCCAGUUUGAUGCCGUGGUACUUUGUAAGACAGUGGCUGUGCCUGAGCAAUCCCCAUACCCAAGCAUGCUGUCUGCCAGCCACUUCUGGCUGUCUCUUCCACUGCCUGUUCCAGAUGUUUCCGUGUUUAUCAUCCGUUUAUCACUUCAGCAGAUCCUUUUCUGGUGUACAAGAAUAGAUUCAGAAGCAUUGUUGGGAUUUCUCCCAUGUUACAACUGCGUAGUGUGGAGAGGUCGUCUUACCCUGUCCCAUCACCUCUGGACCUCGCUACUUCGCUGUACACUGAAGUGAACCUGAAGUGGUUUCCAUUUUCCUCUUAAUUCUCUCUUGCCUUGUUUCAUGUAAGGAUUUUCUAACUAAAUGGGAGCUGCUGCUUUGUCAGUGGAUCUCAGACUUCCCAAAUCUGACUUUGCUCCUGUAACCAUGGCAGGCACAGUGCUGGUCAUGCCACUGGUUGCUCUCCAACACCCCGCUCUCUUUAACUUUCCUUGGAGGCUUUUUGGCACCGCUGUCCUCCAACUGCUUCCUUAUUUUCCUGCCUCCCAUUCUUUACUAAAUAAGAAAGAAAUGCAGGAUAUCGUUUCAGUAGCGAUAUGGAAGUUUCUCCUAAGAGACAUUUGAUCCUGGACUCCUUUGAUAGUUGCUCUGAGGCAGCUGUCUUAAACUGGGCAGUCUAACUGAGCAAAGUGCUGCCUCUCGAGCCAGGGAGGGAGGAAAGAAGUGUCCCACUAAAAUACCGAGAGCUGAUGGUGGACCUGCACCACUCUUACAGUCAAUGAGUGUUUGGCAUAAGCAGUUGAGCUCAAGAAAUGAAGCAUACGUUUUCAUGAUGCUUUUGGCCCUAAACAAUAACCUACUCAUCGUACUGGUAGAGGGUGAAAGGAGGCUGGGAACAGCUGGGCUUCCUUCCUCAUCACCCACACACUGCUCUGUCAGGCUGACCCCUGAUUUCACCGAUUUCCAAAGCCAUCUUGGCUUCAUAACUCUCAGAGUUGAAGGUAAAACAGAUGAUCUGCAGUUCUCACCCUUUCACUUGAGGUGCAGUGGUUCCUUUCAGGUGUCUCUGGGCUCACGGGGUCUUACAGGAAUCAGACUGGAGCUUGGUCACGUUGCUCAGGAGACAGGCUCAGCAAUCCCAUCUGAUUGCUGGGUUGGGAAUACAAUGCAUUGUGAAGAACUGUGCUCAGUAGACCAUCUGGCAGAUGCUCUAUGGGGCGUCAGGACUCUGACUGUGGAACGCUCUCCUCUUACUCAACAUCCAUCCAUUUCUCCGCUUCUACUUUUCCAACUCCUGCUGUGCUUGGCAGCCCGAGGGCUGAGGGAUGGCUGUGCUGCGUGGGACUGCCCCGGCCCUGCAGGGCGGGCUGCGUUCUUUGUGGACUGCAGGGUUUCACUCUGAAAUGAGACAGUGCUGAGCGCAGGGCUGUCCCGAGGGAGGCUCAGAGCCGCCCCGAAGCUUCUCUGGAGGUGCUCUGGAUUGGAGCUGUGUAGUGCAGAACUUUAAAAAAAAAAAAAAAAACUCACCAAAACACAGAUUUUCUUCUUAGGUUGCAAAAAUUAAAAAAAAAAAAAAAAAAAAGUUUUAUCAGAGUUUCCUUGCAGGCUUUGUUCAGGCCGGUCUUUUCUGAUCUGUUGGCUUAUUAACGAGCUUUUAUUCCCGCCCAGUACCUGUCACUUGCUUCCCGGACUCCGGGUAGGAAUGGGAUGCAUUCCCUGCACAGACAUCCCGUUAGCCAUCUGCAGGGAGGGACGCUGCACUGUAAAUAAAGAGCAGGGAGCUCCGCUGUUGCUGUGAGCCGUAUACGAGCUGGGAAGGCGAGUACAGCCCCGUCAGGUGAAGACGUAGCACCGUGAGAAGGGCCCCGACCAGGAGCAGAAUCAAAGCAGCGUAGCGUUCUGGUUUGCUUUCUCGUGGUUUCAUUUUAGACAGUGUCUGUACGCUCAAGCGCUGAGUUUUUGUCCUUGGAACCACGCUGCUUUCCUGCGGUGCCUGUGCCGCACAGGGGAGGGGAGCUGAGCCCCCUGCUGCCCCCAGCCCCUUCCUGCGUGGGGGAGGAGGUCUGUCCCGUAGGUGGAAGGAGGAGCAGGAGCUGUCGUAGCACCGCGUGUCCCUUUGGUGCUGGUGUCCUUAGUGCCUCUGUGUCACGAUGGCACGGACCCCAGUGGGCACGCAGAGGUGCACGAGUCGCUGAGCUAGGGUAAGCCGUGCAGCCGUACCCGUCCCGGCAGAGGCACAGUGUGUCAUUGUCACAUCUGUACGGAGCAAUUAAAACCGGGCACGCCUACACCGAUAGCAGGAGGGGUCCACAGCUGCGAGGGAGGUGACCGAGUGCCUGGAUUGGUAACCUGGUGCUUGGGAUGCGAAGGUUCGGAAGCGAGUGGUCCCUAGGGUCCUUAAAUAGUUGUUCUCACGUUCCUUGAUUUUAACGUUUGGGGUAAGAUCAAUAAAACAAAGUGUUGUUUUUUUUUCACGUAUUUCAGGACAGAUGUUGUUUUCCCAGUGUAUUCUAAACUGGAAUAGCUGAAGCUGUUUUCUUUGGCUAGUUUAUCGUUGCAUAUGUGCUUAAGAAACAAAAGAAGAGCAUCCCCUCGUGGGCUUUUCUAAGCGAGGCAGGAGCUGGAUGGUAGAACAAGCUGCUUCUUGUAACGAAGUCCUCCGGGAAACAAAGCCCUCUGAGAACCGGUAGGAUUUGGGGGUGGGUUUUUUUUUUAUUUCCUAUUUCACAUAUGGUUUCUGUGAACCGCUGACCUUGUCCCCGUGGCUCAGCUGCUGGAGCUCAUAUAUAUAGAGAUGUAAAUAUGGAUGUGGUUGUCCCAGCGCUGCCCCGGCCGGAGGGCUCCGUGCUGUGCAGGACGAGGCGCCUUGCACUGAAGCUCAGGGCAGAAGCGCUGUGGGGAAGGGACCAAAUUCACACCUGGCACAGGAAAGCACCGCUCCCUUUUUGCUCACGUCGUGGUUUUAUCACCCUGCGUGCUUUCAUAUCGCUCUGUGGCAGCAAAUCCAGUCUCUUUCUGUGCACUCUGCCGUAGCUCCGCGCUUCCCGGUGCCGGCGCUGAGCACCACGUGGAUCAUUACAACAACUGAAAGCUUAGCACUCCUCUUUCAAAGUUAUCGCACCCGGUUUGUUUUCUGCUUUACAAAGAAAGCGGUGGUCGUGAAUAGCAAAACCGAGUGCAGCCUUCCUGCUCCCAGCGCGGCCGCGGACCCGGCGCGGCUCUCAACCCCAACUAUUUUUCCGUUGAGCGGAAUUUCCACUGCGGAGGGGUUGGUGCUGGCCAUGGGAGAGGGGUAGGAGUAGGGCUGCCACCCGAAACCGUGGGGAAUUGCUGCCGCAUUCGCGUCUCGGAGCCUUUGUUCCCCUUGUUCUUGUUCCUAACGGGGCCGGGCUCGCUUCUGGGUGGUGGGGCCGGACGUCCUGCCCUGGUCGUUGGGAAGAACUUGAGACAAUUGAAACCAGUCGGGACAAACCCUGCUCUGCCAGUAUGAACCACACUGUACUCCUUUCCUUGGUUUGAUUUCCCUUAUCUUCUGUAAUCUUUUGUUUAUAAAUUAAUCUGUUUGUGGGACAGGAGGUUUUACCGAUUGUUUUCCGUUCUGUACAGUACACGGUUAAACAUUUUGUAUAUUUAGUGUGUUUUUAAGUUAUUGGUUUGUUUUAUAUCAAAUAAUUUAUUUUUCAGGUACCAUUUUCGUUUACGCUUUGUUUUUACAUGGGUUUAUUUUAAAUAAAGUAUGACACUGCUUUCCAAAUGUC